Messenger RNA from Portunus trituberculatus (swimming crab), 2099 nucleotides. RefSeq names its product plasmolipin-like. Bases 213 to 794 code for a protein of 193 amino acids. The transcript has 5 exons. Lineage: Eukaryota; Metazoa; Arthropoda; Malacostraca; Decapoda; Portunidae. Gene Ontology annotation, cellular component: membrane. The record is from RefSeq and is a predicted model, not a curated record.
UGUGUGUGUGUGUGCGUUAGUUCCCGAUUCGGCCACCGUGGGCAGACAGAGAGACACACACUCUCACAAAACUCUCCUUUAUGGCAGAACGAGAGGCAGUGAGAGGGAGAGAGUGAGAGGGAGAGUGUGUGAGAGGUGAAAUAGUGUGAGGGUGGAGGAAAACUUGUAGGAACUGGAGAGAAAACUGAGGAAAACGAAGGAAAUCAAGAGCAAUGGCCUUCCCUGCAAGCCACACCACCACCACAGCGCCACCGCAAGAGGGCACCCCAGAGAAGAAAAUUUAUAUCAACACAGCACAUCUCAAAAUAUACGAAGGAAAGCUCAAGAUUGCCCAUUUGAUAAUAGCUGUGGUAGUGUUCGUCUCAGUAAUGGCAAGCGAUUUUCCGCGAAGCAGUCCCGCUAACUGGAUCUCCUUCGUGUCAAUGGGCGCGUUUUGGACCAGCGCUGUUAUGCUGUUCCUCCACUGCAUUAACGCUGUGACGCUGCUGUCUGUGGUGCCGUGGGGCCUGCUGGAACUUGGCUACACAUGCCUUUGGACGUUCUUCUGGUUUGUGUCCGGCUGUGUGGCGGCAGACUACGCUAGCCAAGGAGCGGGGGAUGCCUUCGCUGUGUGCUCCUUCUUCAGUUUCGUGGGGAUGAUAAUAUUUGGAUUCAACGCUUUCAUUUAUUACAAGAAGCAUCGAGAGGGCGCCCUGUCCUCCGCGCCACCACCUCGCACCACCACCACCACCACCGCCACGCCCACCACGCCCUCCCAGCCGCCCCCCCACGCAGACCCAGUGCCGAAAUAUUAACAAGGAUUAUUUAAGUUCGUUUAUUUUAUUUUUUUUUAUUAUUUUUUUUCCAUUUUUUCGUUAUUUGUUUAUUUUAUUUAUUUAUUUAUUUUUUUUAUUUAUGUCAAAUGCGCGCCACCACCACCACCACCACCUCCUCCCAGUGCCUAAAUAUUUAAAAGAAUGAUUUAAGUUCGUUCAUUUUAUUCUUUAUUAUUUUAUUUUCCAUUUUUCAUUAUUUAUUUAUUUAUUUUUAUUAUUAUUAUUAUUAUGUUUUAUUUAUUUAUUUAUGUCAAAUGCGCGCUACCACCACCACCACCACCACCACCAUCUCCCACCUCCCCUCCCAGUGCCUAAAUAUUAAAUGAGUGACUAUUUAAAUUUUUUUUUUCAUUAUUAUUAUUAUUAUUAUUAUUAUUAUUAUUAUUAUUACAUUUUUCAGGGAAUUUAUUGUAUUAUUUGCAUUUAUUUACAUAUUGUCUUUGUUAUCGUUAUUAUUAUUAUUAUUAUUAUUAUUAUUAUUAUUAUUAUUAUUGGUGUUUGUGGUUGUGAUUAUUUUAUCCCUAGAAAUAAUAAUAAUAAUAAUAAUAAUAAUAAUAGUAAUAGUAAUAGUAAUUGACAGCUAAGCCAAACAGUUACAAUAUACAGAUUACAUAAUUAUAUAGAGCAAUUUACAUACAUUCCUAAAUAAUUAAGUAUUUUUCUGCUUGUAUUUAAUAGAAAGUAGUUAUUUUUGUAUGUAUAUUUGUAAUGUUGUCAAAUAAUAUAUAUGAAUAAGCUAAAGGAACCAACUUUGGGGAACACAUCUUUUGAAAAUCUCAUUCGUUGUUCCUUUAAAUAAUUCUCUUUUUUUCAGAUUACAUUAAUUAUUUUCUAUUCACUUCGUUUUCUAAAUAUGCAAAAAAAAAAAAAAGUAAUUAUUAUUUUUCUUGCUUGUAUUAAAAAGAGUUAUUUUAUUCAUAUUAUUAACAUUUUGGUAAGAUCUAUACUGAAGUCAAUGGUUUUAAUAUAUUCUAAUUAUUUUUCUAUAUAUUUGUAAUCUAUUUUAAUAAUAUAUAUAAUUAACCUAAAGGAACCAACUUUGGGGAACACAUCUCUUGCAAACCUGAUGCGUUGUUCCUUUAAGUAAUUCUCCUUAUUCAGAUUACAUUAAUUAUUUUUCUAUUCACUUCCAUAGUUUUCUAAAUAUGCCAAAAAAACAAAGAUAAUAUUUUUCUUGCUUGUAUUAAAAAGAUAGAUAUUUUAUUAAUGAAAUUGUUAACAUAUUGAUGACAUCUCUACAAAACUGAGUGGUUUGUCCAUGCGUGUAUUAAAAUAUUCACAUAA